Molecule: messenger RNA, 2166 nt
Organism: Peronospora belbahrii
Lineage: Eukaryota; Oomycota; Peronosporomycetes; Peronosporales; Peronosporaceae
Source: the annotation of a GenBank genome assembly
AUGAAAUUUGGUAAACAAUUAGAAAUCUCGGCGAAUCCUGAAUGGCGUGAUAAUUACGUCCAAUAUAAACGUUUAAAACGUUUAAUCAAGCGCGUUGCGUUUGAAAUGGAGAAAAAACAGCAGAAACAGCAGAAAUUACAGGAAAAGAUGGAGCAAAGUGUGCUUCCAAUGGAUGCGAGUCAAGUUCUGUAUGUGAAUGAAACGCAUCCUUUACUCAAGACGAUGGGGGAUGAAAUUCAAGAUGCAAAGGAUCAGUUUUGGCACGUUUUAGAGACAAAUCUUAAGCGUGUAAAUGAUUUCUAUAUGGGUAAAAUUGUCACGUUAUUACGAUCGAUUGGAGAAUUUGAAGCGGUGUUAGCGCACGAAAAAGUAGCAACAGGACAUGUGCAUGCACGUCCACGGACACACUCUCAAGUUGAUCACGGAUUUGCAGCACUACAGGACAUUUAUGAUACGUUGGUGGAUUUACGGACAUUUGUACAGAUCAAUCACUCGGGAUUUCGAAAAAUUGUCAAGAAGUUUGACAAAACAGUUAAAUCGCAUACGCAAGAAGCGUUUAUGAAGCGAUUGACGAAUGAACGCUUUUAUGUGUCGACUGACAUUGACGAGUUACUUGAUCGUGUGUUUCGACUUACGUCAAAGGACAAGCUAGAGGCUGGGAAUAUGGAACGUCGGAUACAGCGCAUGCAGGGCGACCAGAACUCGCUGCUUCGCAAGGUGAAAGUCGUCCCCUUCUGCAUCUCGGUCGCGCUUUUUGUGUUUCUACUGCUUGUUCGUAUAACGCCAAAAGGAGAGGAUGUUCAGCAACGAUGCUUGGCAAUGCUCGUUUUCAUUACAACAUUAUGGGUGACAGAGGCACUUCCGUACUUUGCUACAGCACUUCUUGUUCCUCCACUUGUCGUGUUCCUGCACAUUUUGAACGACAAGGCAGACCCCGAUACACUCCUCACAGCUAAGGAAUCUGCUAAGGAGGUGAUGUCAAUGCUCGUCAACCACACAACUAUUCUGAUCAUGGGCGGUUAUUCAAUCUCUGCAGCGUUUGCAAAGUGCCAGAUCGAGCUUUACAUUGCUGCAUUUUUGCAACGUCAAUUUAAAAAGAGCCCAAAUUUGUUCCUACUCGCAAUUAUGCUCAUGGGACUAUUCCUGUCGAUGUGGAUCAGCAACCAUACUGCCCCUGUGUUGUGCGUAUCGGUCUUGCUCCCAAUCAUCCGGGAUUUCCCCACCAAUAGCACUUAUGUGAAGACGCUUCUGAUCGGCUUGGCUUUUGCUUGCAACCUUGGUGGAAUGAUGACCCCGAUUUCGUCAUUACAAAAUACUCUUGCUGUGUCAUUUUUGGAGAAGGCUGGGUAUACCAUUACAUUUGGUCAAUGGAUGGCGAUAGCCGUACCGUUUUGCACCGUUAGCACGAUCAUGUGCUGGUUGUUUUUAUUGUGGGUAAUGGAUCCCCGAGAUGCCACAUGCAUCCCACAGAUUGUUUACGACCAAAAGCAAAAGAUCAGCACUCUCCACGUUGUUGUCAUUUCAAUGACGCUACUUACAAUCUUCUUGUGGGCAUCGUUUUCGGUGACAAGCACAACAUUUGGAGACUUGGGUAUCAUUUCGAUGAUCUUUAUGUUUAUCAUGUUCGGCACGGGUAUGCUCAGCCAGUUCGACUUUAACUCGUUCUCCUGGCAUAUUCUUUUCCUGAUCGGUGGUGGCAACGUCUUGGGAGAUGCUGUUCACCGAUCAGGACUUCUUGAUACUCUGAGCAAGUCGGUCAUCCACGCGCUGCCGUCCAAGGACGUUUGGAUGGUCACGGUCUCUUUGUGCAGUCUAGUAGUUUGCAUCACUACUUUUGUCUCGCACACGGUUGCUUCGAUCAUCCUCCUGCCAAUCAUUGUUCAAAUGGCAAUUCAGAUCGGGCACCCCCAUAUUCCUGUAAUCUGCUGUGCGCUGGCAAUUUCUGCAGCUAUGGCGCUCCCGUUCUCGUCCUUUCCGAACAUCAACUCGCUGCUAGUUUUGGACGACCACGGCCAGCAGUAUCUAAAAGUGAAAGACUUUCUUCGUGUGGGAGUGACGUUUUCGCUUGUAACAAUGGCUUUGAUUGUCACUUUAGGCUACGGUCUUAUUGUGCUCGUACUUGGGUACAAAAUUAAUCCGGGUCCACCACUCAUGGUGGGUUUGUAG